UGGCUUUCGCAAAGGACAUCAAGAACAUGUUUUCAGGCAUUUUCUUUUAUUUUUGGUUGUGAGCCUAGCUUGUGACAGCUGGGCCAUGUCUCUCCUGUCAUUUUCCUUAGCCCUAUUAUUUUUACAGGAUCUUCUGGCUGAAUGUUGCAAUAUUGAAAUCCACAUUGGUUUCAUUCUUAUUCUCAAAUUCAGUUUGGAUAUGGCUUCCGUCUUCAAAGCGUUUUGAUGUCCUUGCCGUCCUACAUUUCCAUGCCCAUAGCUUCCAUACCUGCAGAGCCUGAAGGGCCACUGCUGAUACCUAUCUCUGCCUUUUCCUAUCUUGCUGCAUAGUGAAAAUUCCAGAUCCACCGCUUACUGGCCUUGUGAUUUUUAGAUAAGUUUGUCAAUUUCUUGGAACAAUAAUUUCUGUAUAAUGAAGAUAGCAAUAAAAUUCAUACAGGUUGUAUAUGCACACUUAAUAUACAUAUAGCUCAUAUAUGUAUUAACGUUGCAAAUAAUAAGUGCCCAAUAAUGGUAGAUAUUAUUAACCUGAAAUCAGCCUUCUGUAUUUAGAAUGUUGUACUCUUCCCCCACCCCAGAUCAUUAUCGAUCAGAUCCAGGACCUUAUAUGUGUAAGGCACAGUGAUCUACCACUGAGGUAAAUCACUAAUCAAAAUGUUGCAUUCUUGUGUACUAUCUGGUACUCAUUAAUUAAGAUAUUUCUCUUAAACAGAUAACCCUAAUAAAUUCUCUAGCAUUGUUCCUUUUCAUCUUGUGACAUGGGACAUGUUGUUCUUCCCCAUGCCAUGCCUUUUACACAACAUUCUUUUGAAAUUGGCAUGCCUGACCCUCUCAUUUCCUAUAGCUUCCCGCUCUGCCUGGAGGCAGGCAGCUACCAAAACUGACAUUCAGAGGGUUAAACCUCGUUGCUGUAGCCAUCCCUCCUCCUGCCAGUGCCCCUUUUCACUGUAGGCUGGCAGCUGUCCUAACUGCCUACUGAAGCCAAAUGCUUGAGCAGAGAGAGAGUAAGGAGCCAGCCAUGAAUCCCUUCCAGAAAAACGAGUCCAAGGAAACUCUUUUUUCACCUGUCUCUACCGAAGAGGUGCUGCCUAGACCUCAAAGUCCUCCAAAGAAGCCUCCACCGCCGAAAAUCUUUGGCUCCAGCUAUCCACUCAGCAUUGCCUUCAUUGUGGUGAAUGAAUUCUGCGAACGUUUUUCCUAUUAUGGCAUGAAAGCUGUGCUGACCUUGUAUUUCCUGUAUUUCCUGCACUGGAAUGAAGAUACCUCCACAUCUGUAUACCAUGCCUUCAGCAGCCUCUGCUAUUUCACCCCCAUCUUGGGAGCAGCAAUUGCUGACUCGUGGCUGGGAAAAUUCAAGACAAUCAUCUAUCUCUCCCUGGUGUAUGUUCUUGGCCAUGUAUUCAAGUCUUUGGGUGCCAUACCAAUACUGGGAGGAAAAAUGCUACAUACAAUCUUAUCAUUGGUUGGCCUGAGUCUAAUAGCUCUGGGGACAGGAGGUAUCAAACCCUGUGUGGCAGCUUUUGGUGGAGACCAGUUUGAAGAAAAACAUGCAGAGGCACGGACUAGAUACUUCUCAGUCUUCUACCUCUCCAUCAAUGCAGGGAGCUUGAUUUCUACGUUCAUCACACCCAUGCUGAGAGGAGAUGUGAAGUGUUUUGGGGAAGACUGCUAUGCACUUGCUUUUGGAGUUCCAGGAUUGCUCAUGGUAGUAGCUCUUGUUGUGUUUGCAAUGGGAAGCAAGAUGUACAGGAAACCACCUCCUGAAGGGAACAUCGUGGCUCAAGUGAUCAAAUGCAUAUGGUUUGCUAUCUGCAACCGCUACAGGAACCGUUCUGGGGACAUUCCAAAGCGACAGCACUGGCUAGACUGGGCAGCAGAAAAAUACCCAAAGCAUCUCAUUAUGGAUGUGAAGGCCCUGACCAGGGUACUGUUCCUUUACAUCCCACUGCCCAUGUUCUGGGCUCUUUUGGACCAACAGGGCUCACGAUGGACACUGCAAGCUAACAAAAUGAAUGGUGAUUUGGGAUUUUUUGUGCUUCAGCCGGACCAGAUGCAGGUACUAAAUCCCUUUCUGGUUCUUAUCUUCAUCCCAUUGUUUGACCUCAUCAUUUAUCGGCUGAUCUCCAAGUGCAGAAUUAACUUCUCCUCACUUAGGAAAAUGACUGUUGGAAUGAUCCUAGCAUGCCUGGCAUUUGCAGUUGCAGCACUUGUAGAGAUAAAGAUAAAUGGAAUGACCCAUCCACAGCCAGCUUCCCAAGAGAUUUUCUUACAAGUCUUGAAUCUGGCAGAUGGUGAAAUAAAGGUGACAGUGCUAGGAAGGAGAAAUAAUUCUCUCUUGGCGGAGUCCGUCAACUCUUUUCAGAACACAACACAUUAUUCCAAAUUGCACCUGGAAACAAAAAUCCAAGAUUUACAUUUUCAUCUGAAGUAUAACAACUUGUCUGUCCACAAUGAGAACUCUGUAGAGGAGAAGAACUGUUACCACUUGGUUGUUCAUGAGGAUGGGGAAAGUAUCUCCAGUGUGCUGGUAAAGGAUACAGGAAUCAAACCAGACAACGGGAUGACAGCCAUUAGGUUUAUUAACACCUUGCAUAAAGACAUCAAUAUCUCCUUGGAUGAAGAUGUUCCUCUCAGUGUGGGCAAAGACUACGGAGUGUCUGUAUACAGAACUGUGCUAAGAGGAGAGUACCCUGCAGUGCACUUUAAGACAGAAGACAGAGACUUUUUCCUCAAUUUAGGUCUACUAGACUUUGGUACAACGUACCUGUUUGUGAUCACCAAUAUCACCAAUAGGGGUCUUCAGACUUGGAAGACAGAAGAAAUUCCAGCCAAUAAACUAUCAAUUGCGUGGCAACUACCGCAAUAUAUCCUGGUUACAGCAGCAGAGGUCAUGUUCUCCGUCACAGGACUUGAAUUUUCUUAUUCUCAGGCUCCAUCUAGCAUGAAAUCUGUGCUCCAGGCAGCCUGGUUAUUGACAGUUGCAGUAGGGAAUAUCAUCGUUCUUGUUGUGGCGCAGUUCAGUGGCUUGGUACAGUGGGCCGAAUUCAUUUUGUUUUCCUGCCUCCUGCUGGUGGUCUGCCUGAUCUUCUCCAUCAUGGGCUACUACUAUGUCCCUAUAACGUCAGAGGGUGUUCACAAGCCAACGGAUAAGCAGGUUCCUCAUACCCAGGGGAAUAUGAUCAACCUAGAAACCAAGAAUACAAGGCUCUGAUGGCUCACUGGAUUCCUAACUAAUUCCCGGCUCUGGUUUCUGCCAUCACUUAUCUUCAAACUUAUUUCCCCCACUUCCAGGUUAGGAGAAGGAGAUAGCAUUUUAUCUGAGUGGAUCAUCUCCAUUUUCUACCACAAUAGAGGCAAUUCUAGGACUAGGUUUUCAGGUAUAUCUUUAAGCAAGAAUCUGAGAGACACAGAUCAAUAAGGCAAUGUCUCUCAAGCUGGUCCAGUAUCUCCAAAUGGCCAUGAAAAUACAAAUGGGUAAUAGAGAUGAGUCUCUGUGGGUAUGCCAAGUUUGGGAGACUCCUUUAUCAGAUAUUUAGAACUGAUAACUCCACUUAUUGAUGUGUUGGUUUUGGAAGGGAAAAUGCAGAAUAAUAGAGGAAUGGUGUUUCAAGUUUAUCGGUAGUAUAACUGUGCUAUUCAUGAAGAUGUCAAGAAAGGUAUGCGUGGUAUGAUCUAAUCCACAGGCAACUUGUCAGCCUCUAGCAAGUUUAAUAUGAACAGCAUUUUAUCAGCACAUGGAAGAUACAUCUUUCUGAUUACCACAGCGUUUCAUCUACUUAUCCAAACACCCCUUUCUCAGUACUGCCAAACCACAAUUAAAGGCAGUAAGGGGACAUAGAAACACAUAGAAAUUAUUCUUUGUUCUUUAGUGCACAUUUCUAUAAAGAACUCCAGUGUUUCUGCCCCGAGCUGUGUGUUUCUGGGGACACCUGUCUAAGAAACUAACUCUAACUCUGCAACCCAGCCUGUUCAGUGUUGCUGGGACACCUUUAUCUUAUUAUUACAUCUUAAGUUGCUUAUUACAGCGAAUCUUCAGUAACAAAAUGUUUUUCUAAUCCAACUUCCUCUAAUUUUUUCUGUUUAACUUCUUGCAAUGUAUUUUUAGUUUUUCCGUAAUUUUUGUUUACAUUUCUUCCUUUAGUCUUAGGAAUUUCCCGCUUGUUGAAAAGGGAUAAUUCUUCUGUCUUAGGUUUGAAGCUCUAAAUGGUAAUAUUCAACAAAUGGUCAGCGUCCUGCAUGAGAAACCUGUCAAAAUCUGCAGGGGUGGGCAAAGCAUGUAUACUUUCUGUUUGUCUGUAUGAACAAAAAGUGUCAGGAAGCAGUAUCUCACAUGCAAUGUGUGGAUCAAGGGACAAGAUUGGGAAUAUCAGCAUCAGGACUGUGUCAUAUGUCGCUAGGAGAAAAGAAUCACAACCCUUGUAUGAAAGACCUCUUUUCUACUCCUUUUACUACUUUGUUCCCAUCUACAGCCAUGCUGGAUCACUCACACAUUGUUAAUAAUGCAAUACGAAUGUAAGAGAAUUUGCUCCAAUUCCUCAAGCUUUAAAUACUGUAGUUUUAAUGACUAAGAUUUCAGAAGCACAGAAGGGGUGGCAACACCACCCAUUUUCCCCAGAUAUCUUGUUGUUGUGAACCUGACCAUACUCCUUUAGAAGAUGUUCAUUUUUAAGCAGCUUUAACCAAACUAUUUAUGAGUUUUGUUUUAAGUGACAUUAACACUGAUCUGUGAAUAAAAGUUUUUAUGUACAAGUAAA
This is a messenger RNA of Mesocricetus auratus (golden hamster), 4754 nucleotides long. It is a transcript of the gene Slc15a2, whose product is annotated as solute carrier family 15 member 2. Gene Ontology annotation, molecular function: dipeptide transmembrane transporter activity. NCBI's taxonomy places the organism in Eukaryota, Metazoa, Chordata, Mammalia, Rodentia, Cricetidae. Gene Ontology annotation, cellular component: membrane. The transcript is spliced from 22 exons. Gene Ontology annotation, biological process: oligopeptide transport; transmembrane transport. The record is from RefSeq and is a predicted model, not a curated record. The coding region runs from base 986 to 3211 and encodes 741 amino acids.